This is a messenger RNA of Trypanosoma rangeli, 1203 nucleotides long. RefSeq names its product putative GTPase activating protein. Gene Ontology annotation, biological process: negative regulation of TOR signaling; activation of GTPase activity. The transcript has a single exon. Gene Ontology annotation, molecular function: GTPase activator activity. Bases 1 to 1203 code for a protein of 400 amino acids. NCBI's taxonomy places the organism in Eukaryota, Euglenozoa, Kinetoplastea, Trypanosomatida, Trypanosomatidae. The record is from RefSeq and is a predicted model, not a curated record.
AUGGAGACGAGCGCCUCGCGCACAUCUACCACGGAGGCUGCGCCAGGGCGGGAAGAUGUUGGAAUGUUGUCGUCAUCAACGGCGGGGUCGGCGUCGACAACAACAACAGCGACGGUAGGAUCGUUAGGCCACGGUGGGGAUGGCGAUCCUGGCAGCAACGACAGGAGCAACGCGUUGGCCCGCAGCUUCGAGGAGUUACUUGACGCUGAAGUGUCGGUAAACCCUGCAAAGUUGCGUGAAGCCUCCCGCGCCGGCAUUCCACCGCUCUACCGCAGCCCUGUCUACCUUUACCUGCUAGGUGUCGCCUUUGUUGACAAGUCGCGUGAAAUGUCGCUGGAGCGAAUGCUGGAAAAGGAUUUUGAGCAGUUGCUGGCAACCUUCGCCCGAAUUGCCGCGUCAGAUGAAGUGGGACGGCGCCCGUCCGUGAAAGGGCGUAUUAUGCAGCCAAUGGCAUCACUCACGCUGCAUGACGCUGAGAGCAUCCCACUUAUUGCCCGGCAGGAAAGCCGGUUUGCAAACGGCUAUUUGUGCUCAGGUCGCAACUUUUCCGUAGGCUUUGCGGCGUGGAUAAAGCUUUACGCCAACUUGAGGUAUCUGCCACGGUUUGUAGGAAAUCCAGGGCGACGGCAGCGGAUGGAAGCCGCGUGGCAGGCCUUGCACGUCACAAACUCAGAGGCGACACCCGAUGAAGUAGAUAGCUUGUUUGAACUGGCGCUUGUGUUUGAGUCGGUGCAUAGCACAGCGCGGGACAUUUACUUCUCUACCGCCUCCCUCUACCACUUAUUGACGCAUCACGGCAAUGUGCUGCAGAGUGCGCAGUGUCUGCAGAAGCACUGCGGUACAUUCCUCAUGUUGUUUCGCGCCACAAACUUUGACCUUUACCGCCACUUUGUGGCGGAAGGUGUCACUGUCGUUGAGUGGCUUCCGCAGAUGCUUAAGACGCUCCUGGCAGGUCGGCUGCACGAGGAAGACUUGCUGCGCCUGUGGGACGUAUAUUUGGCGGGCGCAUUGGAGGACCUGAGUUGCCCGCUGCACCCAUACGUCUGCCUGGCGAUUCUUGCGGAGAUGACGGAGGUGCUGCUCGAGUGUGAGAAGUCCGGAAUCAUUGAGCGGCUGCGGCACCUCCCCCGUAUCAACGCCGGCUGCAUCAUCCAGAAGGCCGUCUCGCUGAAGGAGUCCGUUUUCUCAAAGAAUCUGCUGUGA